This is a messenger RNA of Saccostrea cuccullata (small rock oyster), 2280 nucleotides long. Its product is annotated as putative nuclease HARBI1. The record is from RefSeq and is a predicted model, not a curated record. The coding region runs from base 1400 to 2185 and encodes 261 amino acids. Lineage: Eukaryota; Metazoa; Mollusca; Bivalvia; Ostreida; Ostreidae. The transcript is spliced from 3 exons.
UCAUUUUUUUUAUAUGAUUGAGAUGAAAAACAGCUUGGAGCACAAAAUAUUUUAAAGUACACUGUAUUAACAUUUUAAUGUUAUCAUUUGUACGGAGUUUCCUUUACUAGGAAAAGUUUUAGAAUAUGCGAUUCAUAUCAAAUACAGUAUGAUUAGAAUAUGUUGUUCAUAUUCAAUACAGUACAAUACAGUUACAACGAACACUCAUGACGCCAAAACAAUUGUUACGUUAUUUAUGACGUCAUAUUGCACAGACAUGGCGUUCCAGAUAAUGUUUCAGCGCUCCGUUUCGAUAAGAAAAGAUAGGGUUUUCCGAGAUCGGUCACACCCCUUAGACAUCUAUGACGACACGGAAUUGAUUCGCCGCUACAGGAUGCCAAGAUGGUGUAUUCUUGAACUUAUUGAUACCUUGUCGAAUGACUUAGAGCCUCCCACAAUGAGGUCACACAGCAUUCCUGCAUCGCUGCAGGUAUUUGCAGCACUCCGGUUUUAUGCUACGGGUUCAUUUCAACAGGUAUUUUAAUUUCAAAAAACAUUCAUGUAGUGAGACAUUUAUAUUUCUAAAAUAUUUAAUUUGCUAAUUUGUAGAAAAUCCCAUUUUUCAAUUAAGUCAGUGAUAUAUUAAGCAUAUAUAGGCCUAUAGCGUUUCUUAUAGACCCAUACCUAGUUAUGAAGGACAAUUGCGUUUCCUGAAAAAUAAUUAAAACUUACUGUAAUUGAUAAUUAUUCAUAAAUUCUUUUUUUAUAAUAAUUUAAAAAAGGAGCUCUAUUAAUGUUUUUAUUAUUAUUAAAAAAACAACUAAAUAUGCCAAUGUUUGUAUGAUGUCAUACAUUUCAUUAGACAAAACCCGAAAUAAAGGUUGCAAAACUCUAUCAAGUUUCUGUAACUAACGCUGACUAAGAAAAGUUAUUUAAUAAAUGCAGACUAUUUCGAAGCUCAUUACGUUUUCUACUUAUAUUUUUGAGUACACUCCUAGAAAAAUUGAAUUAAAGUCUAAACAAAAUAGUUAUUUUAAUAAAAAUGUAACAUGAACACUGUACAAAAACACUAUAUUUAGCAAAAAGCGACAAGCUCACAAAAAUUUCAUAUAGGAAUAGAAAAUUCUUCACCGAUCAAUUGGCCUCUAAAAUUAAUUACUUUAGUAUUUCACUAAUAGCCUGGUCAGCGUCAGCAGAUUUUAUAUAUAUAUAUAUAUAGGACCAGAUAUACAUGUACAAUACAUAGACAUGCAUGAUUGUAAUGUGGAAAACGAUUAAUUUUCUUCAUACUAAAAUAAAGUGCAGCUUUGUUUGCGAUUUAGUCCUUUGUGAUCAUAUCGAAAUUUAAAUGUUCAUCAUGAUCAGCAAUGAUUAAAAUUUCUAAAAUUCAUUGAUUACGCACAUUACCCUAUCACACACUAUGCUCCAACAGGUUAUUGGAGACAUAUCGGGAAUAAGCCAACCCUCUGUGUCGAGGAUUGUUAAGAAAACAUCCAAAAUUCUGGCUCAAAAAGUAGGAAAUUAUGUAAAAUUCCCAGCAACACAUACAGAACAAUUGGCAGUAAAGCAGGGCUUUUCCACGGAAUUCAACAUGCCCAACACUUUAGGCUGUGUUGAUGGAACUCUCAUUGCUAUAAAGCCGCCAUCGGAAAGAGAAGAUGCCUGCGUAUGCAGAAAGGGAUACCAUGCCAUCAACGUCCAGGGUGUGUGUGACCACAGAAAGAUGCUUACAAAUAUCGUGGUCCAAUGGCCUGGCAGCACUCACGAUGCUUAUAUUUGGAACAAUUGUAAGCUGAGAGAAUGGUUCGAGGGUCAGCCUUACGUUGGGCAUCUCCUGGGGGAUCAGGCAUAUGCUUUGCGCCAAUAUCUUUUGACUCCAUUAAAAAAUCCUCAGACACAGGCUGACCGGGCUUUUAAUGUAGCUCAUAAAAAAGCACGACAAAGGAUAGAAGACACUUUUGGUCGUUGGAAAAGUCGAUGGCUCUGUAUUCACAAAUAUGGUGGACCCUUGACCGUUGCACUUCAGACUGCAGUGGAUGUUAUCACAUCUACUGCAGUGCUUCAUAACAUAUGUGAAAAGCAAGGGUUCCCUGUUGAAAUGCAGCAGGAUAACGAUGACAAUGAUACCGACGAAAGAGUGGACAACGAUGUUCAGGAUCGAAGUGGACAGCAGAUGAGGGCCAUAAUCAUCAGAGAUAGGUUUUAGAUUGAAAAGAAAACAGAGAUAACUACGAUGUCUAGAACUUAUUGUUCAUUUGUAAUUCUGGAAAAAUACAUCGUAUUUAACAGUUAAAACUUACA